Cyprinus carpio (common carp) is the source of this 8317-nucleotide messenger RNA. Its product is annotated as UPF0606 protein KIAA1549-like. NCBI's taxonomy places the organism in Eukaryota, Metazoa, Chordata, Actinopteri, Cypriniformes, Cyprinidae. The record is from RefSeq and is a predicted model, not a curated record.
GGGGCGGUCUUUGCCGACUGCCGCAGAUAUCGAUAAGGCGUAUUUCUCCUCUGUGGAGUGUUUUAUGCCGAAGACGUGCGCUACCAACAGUAUCUUUUAGAAGCGGCUCACGUAUUUAUUUAAGCGGUGCAGUUUGUCCAGCGUGUUUGGAAGGGGAUGGGAUCUUGGGAAAUGGGCCGUGCAUAGGAAAAGCAAGAACCGUUUCUUUGCAAUUAGAUCUACACCGGAUACCGGGAAAUGAACCACGCACGAGCAGCGAGCUGGAUACCAUCUAUAUGAGGAGCUGUCAGCAUAAAUAUAUGAUAUGUUUCAUCUGAUUUGAUCCCUUGCAUUGAUAGCAUCGAUAUUCUCUAUGUAUGGCCGUUCUGUCAUCAUGCAUCUCAACAUGACAGCAACGUAUAGAAAAGGAAGGAUACCAAGCGGGAAGACCUGUGGCUAUCCAGGGGACAUUUUAUCAGGGUCAGAUGGCCUGUCUUGAAUAAGAAACAUACAAAAAUGGAGAGCUCUGGUUCAAGGAUGGUACUGAGGAGCCCGUGGCGACUGCUCGGAUGUUGUGUGCUUCUGCUUGCGGCUGCGAUGUGGGUGGGCUUCAUGGCCACGUCUGGCACACCCGUUGCAGUGGAGCUCCCAUCCAACAUGUCCAGAAGGAGCCUCAAUCAGCUUCCUACAAGAACACAUUCACCUCCUGCCUUAUCUUCAUCAUCAUCAUCAUCAUCUUCUCAUCGAUCUGAAAGAACCAGGCGUCCGGCUUAUACGCCUCCAGGUGCCAAACAUCCCUCGUCCCCUGGACACCAUGACAGUGCCUCCAGCAUAGAUCCCAACGCGUCCCUUGGUUCCGAAGGGUCGGGUAACUUAGGUGACGGGGCCCAGGGCAUCCACCUGCUAUUACGACCCCCAGACCUUCUAACACCCAGCCAGAUGCCUCCCCUCCAUGACAAUAGACCGUCGACACCAGCCCCCCCAACCCUGGUGCCCCCCGAAGACCAGUAUCCUGUCCACUCCGCGGAGGUGGACUGGGGCUCCGGAGACUACCUUGAAACUCUUACUUUCAUGGGAUCGGAAGGGGAGGAGUUCUCUCUCGUCACCACCCUUCCUACGCAUGGAUACGAUCUGUAUGAUACGGAAGAUGAUGCCACGGUCAGCUACAACACAGCUUUCCCCUCUCGCCCCGUCCUGCCCCUCUCGUCAAGAGACCUCCAGCCCAGCGUGACUGUAAAAUAUGGGACUAACUUAAGGACGGCCCUUCCUACCGAUCCCCGCCUCCCAUUGGCUCCUGACUCCGCCCAUGCGAGCGAUAUGGACGAUGAUUUGGAUUUCGAUUGGGCGGAGCUUUUUCCCAUUGAGCCAACUGAAAUGCUGCUUCCUGAUAUGAACAGUUUGGAAUACUACAACACAUUGCAAGCCAAAGAGAAUGCUAGUAUUGUGAGGAAUAGGACGCACCCUCAUAUUAACCCUACGCACACUGUGGGACUCACCCACACUCCCACUGCAACUUUGGGAAAAAUCCCAAGCGAAAUUGAUCGGAAAACUCCUCAACCUAUUCCAUCAGUAACCCCAACUCCACCUCAAAAACCAACAAAGCCUCCCAUUCCAUCAACCACCGAGACCCAACGGCCUCCUGAAGGCCCAGAUAAGGGUGUUCCUUCCAUACCCACGUCCCAUGUGGGCAAAACCCGACCACCAGUGCCAACCGCCCUGCCUCCACCCGGCACCUUAGAGGGUCCAGUAAUACAAGCUGUUACGCUGAAGCCCCCUGCUACCAAACCCCGUAUGACCACCAUCAAAACCACCACCAGAACUACAACUACAACCAAGGCUACCAUGAGCACCACCAGCCUCUCCACCAAAAGCCCACCGCCUACAACCCCCAGAAUUACUCUGUCCAUUGCACCCCGACAGUACGUCUGCAAUAUCACCAAACCGGACAUGUACCUAGUCAGAGUGGGCAUGCCUAGUGGGUCAUCGGUUGCGUUUGCCAAAGCUCAUGUGCGAGAGAUCCUUCGACGAGAGUUCAACCGUUCGGUGGAGCUCCAGGUCCUCAAAGCCCCGCCCAAUUUCAUCUUCCGGGCAGUUUCCGGUCCACUGGUGUACACUGCUAUCUCUGUUAUUAAUGCUCUCCGCCAAUCAGUGCACAGCACUUCCUCUUCUUCCAUUCUGUCCGUCACAACUAUAUAUGCAGUGCCUGAUUACAAACAUCAGGUCCACACAGUGCUGCAGUUUGUACCAAGUCAUGUGGAUGUGCGUUUGUGUAGCUUCAGCGAGCGUGUAGAGAAGGGGCUACUCAUGGCGUACACGGAAGUACGCAAACGCUCACAAGAAAAUGGAAAUUUCACAGUUCAUAUUGUGAAUAUCACUAGUAGCCUUCCUAAGGGUCAGCGGCAGCAGAAGGCACCGGUGGACAUCACUUUUGCUGUGCGUGAUUCUCAAGGCUUCCUAACAGGGUCAGAUGUGAGUGGUCACAUGAGGCAGCUCAGCGCUGUGGAGUUCAGCUUCUACCUUGGGUUUCCUACACUGCAGAUCGCUGAGCCUUUUCAUUAUCCUGAACUGAAUGUGUCCCACCUGUUACGCACAUCCUGGGUGAAGACAGUGUUAUUGGGUGUGUUGGACCAGCGUGUGAACGAGAGGACCUUCCAGGCCAAAAUGGAGAGGCGAAUAGCACUGCUGGUUGGAGAGGGACUUGGGAUCGGGGUUAGCAGUCGACGAUGGAGAAGAGCUACUAGUAUUGGCAACAACAGUGUACAGAUCGUGCGGACGUCCCGUCUGGAUGGCCCGGACUACCCGCUGGAGCUGGUGUAUUUUGUGGAAGCGGGGUCAGGUGAGAGGCUGCCAGCCCAGGCCACUGCAGCCAUGCUCAACAGACUGAACCUGCAGAGAGCCGCCAUCAUACUGGGCUACAAAGUACAUGGAAUUCUGGCCACACCGGUGGAGAAGCUUGCCCUGCCGCCCUCUGAGACUCAGCCCAGUAACGUGUGGCUGAUUGUAGGAGUUGUGGUCCCAGUUCUUGUGGUCAUCCUCAUCAUCAUCAUCCUCUACUGGAAACUGUGCCGCUCUGAAAAACUUGAGUUUCAGCCAGACGCCAUGAGCACCAUCCAGCAGAGACAGAAGUUGCAGCCUCCCAGUGUUAAAGGCUUUGAUUUUGCUAAACUACACCUGGGGCAGCAUAGUAAGGAUGACAUCAUGAUAAUCCAAGAACCCGCCCCUUUGCCGCCACCUGUUAAAGAGGCCACGCCCUCAGAGGGCGGAGAAUUGAACACUCCUAAAUCAAAGAGCUCUUCUACAAAAGCAUCCCGUGCAGCACGGAGAAGAGGCAGGUUGUCUCCAUCUGAUGGAGAUUCGUUAGGAAGUGAAGCCUCCAGCGGUAGAGAAUCAGCAGAGGAAAGCACCAGACCUGCUGUGACGCCAAGUGACAGCAAACCUCAACAUCGCAAGAGCAAGCAUUCAAAAAACAAACUUGGUGCUCAAGCUGGAAGUAGUGUGGAUGAGCAGUUGUCCUCGUCGUCCAUAUUUGAGCAUGUGGACCGCCUCUCUCGAGGUUCAUCAGAUGGAACGCGCAGAGUCUCCAAUAAGAUACAGCUCAUCGCCAUGCAGCCCAUGCCAAGCCCUCCCUCACAUCCACAUAACCAGGCCCUGAGUCCCAACCUGACAGACAACAUGCCUGACGGAACAAAGGUCAACAGUGAGAUCCAAGUGGCCUUAAGGCAUAAAUCCGAGAUCGAACACCAUCGCAAUAAGAUCCGCCUGCGUGCGAAGAGAAAGGGCCACUACGAGUUCCCCUCCAUGGAGGACAUCAUGGCAGCGUUCUGCGACAGCUCCGAACAGCAGCGAGUGUAUCAACAAGCUCAGGAACAGAUACACAAGAUCCUGCAUCCUGAAGAACACACACCUUCAUCGUACAGAGAGCCACGCAAAAGUUCCAAAGGAAGACGCUCUCCCAGACACAGACAAAGACAGAAUUUGAGUGGAAGCGGAAGUCUGAGAGACAAAGAUCGGCUGAUUUCCGAAGGAGAUGCUACGUACAGGAAGUACCCCGGGGUCAACAACGUGGCCUAUGUGUCUGAUGCAGAUCAGCUCCCAGAUGCAGGAAGCCCUUCUCCUACUGAUGAGGUGUUUUUAGACCCUGGAUCGCCGCCGUCUGGCCACGCCCCUGCCCCGCCCAGCUACGUCCCUCCUCAGCCAACCAUAGAAGAAGCCCGGCAACAGAUGCACUCCUUAUUGGAUGACGCGUUUGCUCUGGUCUCACCUUCUUCUCAAGGAAGCUCUGCUCCUCUAACAUUCACUGGCGUUACGGCGGUCACUGGUGUCGGAGGAAUCAGCCCCGGUCAACCCUCCAGCCCAUCCUCACGUCCUUCACGCCAAUGGGGCUCCUCUUCUUACCCAGCAGCCCCUAUACACAGUCCUUUCUCUGCGAGGUAUGCCGAGUUAGGAAUGUCUCCCACAUCGGUUCAAGGUUUACUGCAGAGGCAGGCGCAGGGCUCUGGAUAUGUGGUGUCAGCAGAGAUGCAGUCAGAUCCUGGAUACUCCAGCAGGGGGCAGUAUGGAGAAGAGAUGCCAUCGUCUUCUCGGCCACGACCAGUAGGGGGCAGCACAGGUGCACAAUUGCAUCAGCUGACACAAGUGGGCUUGUCAAGUCGGAUUGGACUGUAUCCUGGAGUUGGCCGUAGUGUAUCUGGACCUUCAGGAUCAAGCUGGGCCCAGUACCGCUCAGAUGAGGAGAUUUCCAGACCAGGAUCCAACCGAGAGGCUAUACUGACAUUCCAAGAGUACUCUUCAUCACCAGUGUUCCAGAUGCCCAGGACGACCCUGCAGGAUCCCCCAACAUCCCAAGGUCACCUGGAAGCCUCGAGCGCGGGGUACAUUGCCCCUGACGAGCGUUCUCCACCCCCCCAAUCCUCUGCCUCUCUCAUCAAGGCUAUCAGGGAAGAACUCCAGAGACUUUCUCAGAAACAGGCUGCUGUUGUCAGCUACCAGAGUUGAGAAAGACCAUCCCAAAAACCCCAGCCCUGGUUAACUUCCCGAUGUACCACAUAAACAAACUCACAAAUCCCAACACAGCUCCAUAGCUGAGAAGCUGCUUUACACAAAAUCUGAACCAAAAUCUUCAAAUUCAAGUACGGCUGGUCUGUUACAUAUGAAGAAUUACUCGCAAUCUUCCAUAUUGGUAUUGCCAAGACAUCCAUAUUUAAAUUCCACUGCUGACAUGCAGAAAAUAAACUUAAAUACUCUCUCCUAUAAUUCACAAAGAAAAAAAAAACUCAUGUCCAGACUGUUUAGAAAAAUAGACAAAGUUUCCUCAUAUUCAGACUCUCAAUUUGCAUGCUGAGAGCUGUGAACCUUCAAGACUUCGUACUGACUGUUGUUAAUGUGAAAAUCCCUCCCCUUCAGUUCCAUGGCUCUCAAAGUGCUUCCUCCAAAUGGGUCAUCUUCAUGUCUCUGGACUUCCUCUGGUGCUAAACAUCAUUUCUGGGCUCCGCCACGAUACCACAAUUCAUCCCUGCCCAAAACCUUUCCUUUUCCUGUUCUCCCAAUUAUCCAAGACGGCAUAUCAAGUGGAAAUGUGCUCUGUUCCAAAACCUAGUGAGCUGCUCGAUGUGAAAUCUGUUCCAAAGGUUAGUCAACUGAAUUAUGUUCACUUAAAAGAUACUUAAAUAUGUUUUAACCAAAAAGUUAUAUUUCAUUUAAUAAUAUUCAUUAAAACUAUAUAUUAUUUUGCCCAACAUUUGUGAGUUUUAUGUAUUUUUAUACUUAUUUGAAUAUAAUGCUGUUAGUUUAGCAACAUGCUAAUGUCAAACCCUGCCUGGGGCAAGAAAAAUGUUGAUUAUAAAUUUAUAUUUAAUUCGAUAAUGUUCAUAAAACCAACGUGUGAGAUUUAUUUAGGUUUGUACUUAUUAGAAUCUCAUCUCAUUAGCUUAGAAACAUGCUAAUGUCAAAAUUUGGAUGGGACAAGAAAAAUGUUGAUUAUAUUUGAUAAACUAUAUUUAAUUCGAUAACAAUCAGAAAAACUUAAAAUGUGUUAUUGUACCCAAGAUUUGCAAGUACUAUAUAUUUUACUUAACCCUAUUAGAACAUCACACCGUUAGCUUAGCAAAAUGCUAAUGUAAAACUCUAGACAGAGCCAGAGAAAUUACGAUUAAAAAGUAAUAAUUUAUCCAAUAACAUAAAUUUUAAAUUUGUACCCAACAUUUCUGAGUAUUUCUAUACUAAUUAGAGUAUUACACCACUAGCUUAGCAACAUGCAAUUGAAAUCAAUUGCAAAAUCGAGUCUGUUUGUGUUGCUGCCUAUAUAGUGAGUUUAAAAUAAGCCACUUAUUAGGUUCCAUGACACUGUCUUUGUAGACAGUGCUGUAGCUCACUAGGUUUUUGAACAGAGCUAAUAUCUGUCACGGUCUUCGGGUCUUGCCUUACAUUUGAGCUCUGGGUACUCUAGACUCUGCGGGGGAGGGAAGAAGAGUUUUUGCUGGCAUCAUAAACAGUGAAGUGAGUUUUUGAGUCAGCCCACAUGUGGAGAUGAUUGACAUGCGGCCUCAGCUGCUGACCAGCAUGGUUCCCAUGCCGAUAACAUCAUAUUAUUUUGUCCAACCCGUCUGCAUCUGAGGAGAGGUAUCAAAGCAAGCAUUCACGAUGCCCGUGUUUAUUCUUUUAAGCUCUUUUUGCAAGUGGGAUUUGAAUGUCGGCUGUCCAAUCAGUUCUUUUAAAGUAUGGCUGAGGUAGUUUCUCAGUUUACAGAUAUUAAUUUUGCACAUUUUCUCAUCUUUGCACAUUCAUAUCAUUAUGAUGAUGGAAGUCAAUCAGUUAAAGAGUUUAUUGUGGAAAAGAGAGACAACUAUACAGUAACUAUAUAAAGAAAGAUAAAAGUGAGUUCAUAUACAAAUAUAUAUAUAUAUAUAUUGCAUAUUGAUGUAUCAACUCAUUGAGCACAAUCUGAUUAUAUGUUAGAUUAUAUGUUAAGCAUAUUAGAAUGUAUUUAUUUUUUAUUGUUAUGAAAGUAUUACGUAUUAAAGAUGUGGGGAAAGUGUUGCUAUGGGACUUUAAAAAAAAAAAAAGACCAAAUCACUGUUGAGGCAUAUAGUUCAUUUAGCUUCGUAAUUCGGUAGACAUUUUCAAUGUAUUUUCAUGUAUUUGGUCAUGUAGAUUUGCACAGAGGUAUUGUAACGAUUCCUAUAAGGAAAUGUGUUGAGGAUAAAGGCCUUGAUCAAUAUUCUGUUUUAAUUGUUUAUCCUAUUUUUAUUAAUCUCUUUAUUUUUUAGGUUAGAUUUUUUUUUCUUAUUUCUCCAUUUUUAUUUUUUUUCCAUACUGAAUUUCCACAACUGGAAAUAUCAUUGAAAAUUUGUUUUUAAGCUUGAAAAUGCUCAUUAAAAGAUCAAAUCUGAUGUAAUUAAUAUAAUAUUUUCUAGAGUCCUACAAGAUAUUUCAUUAACUUUAAAUUGCUUUUUGCGAGUGCAAUAAAAUUUUAAAAAUGCAUAUCCAAUAAUGACAAAUGACUUGAAAAGUCCUGGAACAAAGAGUUGUGGAAACCCGUUUCUUUCUUCUUCUUUUUUUUCUUUCUUCCUCACAUUAAUAUUUCUCUUUUCUUGCAUCUAUAAUUUUCCUUCCUUCGUUCUUUCUGUUGUUCUAUCGAUCAUGUAGACUCCUGGAAGGCCUUGAAUCGGGAUGCAUGUGAAGUAAUGGAUUAUGCUUUAUUUCUUCCUUGUUUAUUUUGUGUGCUAAUGUCUUGAUGGGCAUGCUAAUAGUCUAAAAAUAUUGAAAAAUACAAACAAGCUUGAUAGAAUUUAGUCUACUUUGAAAGACUACUAUUUAAUGGUUUAUGAGACUAAAAACCAAUGGUCAAAGCACAGAGAAACCAUUCUGAUCAUCAUCAAAAAAAAAGAAGAAGAAAUUUUCAGUAUUUUGUCAUUUAUAAACCUGAAUAAUAUUUUUGAAAGUAUUUGAAAAUCAAUAUUUAUGACUAAAAUAUAUCAUAUAAAAAGAGUAUUAAUAUGUAAACGGACAUUUCUCCAUAUUUAAAUAUUCAGUAUGUAGUCUACAGUUGAUCAGUAAGAGGCAAUCAUCAUUGGUAGACUCCCUUUCUCGCUGUGCAAAGACCAACUGGGAAUUUUUAUUUUAUUUUAUUUUUUUAUUUUUUGUUUAAUUUUGCUGAUUUCGUGAACUGUAUGCAUUCAUAAAAGACUAGGUUGAGAAUAUGUGUAAUAUUUACAGUCAUUUUAUUAACAUGGUGCUACUCAACAUGUAUGUAUGCGUGUGUGUGUGUGUGAGUGUGUGUGUGUGUGUGUGUGUGUGUGUGUGUGUGUGUGUGUGUGUGUGUGUGUGUGUGUGUGUGUGU